This is a messenger RNA of Chrysoperla carnea, 557 nucleotides long. It is a transcript of the gene RpS12, whose product is annotated as 40S ribosomal protein S12. Gene Ontology annotation, cellular component: ribosome; cytosolic small ribosomal subunit. Gene Ontology annotation, molecular function: structural constituent of ribosome. Gene Ontology annotation, biological process: translation. Bases 88 to 516 code for a protein of 142 amino acids. Lineage: Eukaryota; Metazoa; Arthropoda; Insecta; Neuroptera; Chrysopidae. The record is from RefSeq and is a predicted model, not a curated record. The transcript is spliced from 5 exons.
AGAAUAAUUUACUUGUAGUGUUUACUGUUUUUAAUCUUCCUUUUUCAUUCACCAUUUACGAAGGUGUAAUAUAAAUAUUUAUUCACAAUGUCGGAUGUUGAGGUCGAUGAUGUUCCUUCCGCAGUUACUGCUGGAGGUUCCAUGGAUGUGAACCAAGCUUUACAAGAAGUUUUAAAGACAUCUUUGAUCCACGAUGGAGUUGUUCAUGGAUUACAUGAAGCUGCUAAAGCCCUUGACAAGAGACAAGCUAUGUUAUGUGUUCUUGCUGAAAAUUGCGAUGAGCCAAUGUACAAAAAAUUAGUUUGUGGUUUAUGUAACGAACAUCAAAUUCCAUUAAUUAAGGUUGAUAAUAACAAAAAAUUAGGAGAAUGGGCCGGACUAUGUAAAAUUGACAGCACGGGCAAAGCACGUAAAGUUGUAGGAUGUUCAUGUGUUGUCAUUAAGGAUUAUGGAGAUGAAUCACAAGCUCUUGAUGUCCUUAAAGAUUACCUUAAGUCUGGUAAAUCAUCCAAGUAAAUUUUGUAUUAUUAAAUAAUAAAAAAAUUAUAAAAUUUAAA